AUGAAAUUUGACUUUCAUGAUGAGGACAUCAUGUUCGUUCGAGAUUGCAAUAUUCCAGGACUUAAUGAAGGACCUGAAUCAGGAUCACGAUGGAUGCUCGUGGUUGACGGUGCCUCUAAUGCAAAAGGUCAUAAGAUAAGGGCAAUUAUCACAUCUCCGUCUGGUUUCCACAUUUUGUUCACUGCUAGAUUAUGCUUUGACUGCACCAACAACAUGGUAGAAUAUGAGGCAUAUAUCUACGGAAUUGAAGCAUCUAUCAAUUUGAGAAUCAAGAUUAUUGAGGUGUAUGGGGACUCUGCUUUAGUGAUCAGUCAAGUUCGAGGAGAUUGGGAAACUCGGGAUAAGAAGUUAGUUCCAUACAGAGAACACAUGGUGACAAUGAUUCCCUAUUUUGAUGAUAUAACUUUUCAUUAUAUCCCAAGGAAAGAGAAUCAGUUAGCCGGUGCUUUAGCUACUCUGGAAUCCAUGUUUAAAUUCAAGUGGAAGAAUGAAGCACCUUCCAUCCAUAUUGACCACUUGGAUGAACCAGCGUAUUGUCUAACAAUGGAGGCCGAAUCUGACGAUAAGCCUUAG
Molecule: messenger RNA, 573 nt
Organism: Lathyrus oleraceus (garden pea)
Lineage: Eukaryota; Viridiplantae; Streptophyta; Magnoliopsida; Fabales; Fabaceae
Exons: 1
Coding region: 1-573 (190 amino acids)
Molecular function (GO): nucleic acid binding; RNA-DNA hybrid ribonuclease activity
Source: RefSeq, a predicted model, not a curated record